Hordeum vulgare subsp. vulgare (domesticated barley) is the source of this 5264-nucleotide messenger RNA. RefSeq names its product putative disease resistance protein RGA3. The coding region runs from base 82 to 4263 and encodes 1393 amino acids. The record is from RefSeq and is a predicted model, not a curated record. Lineage: Eukaryota; Viridiplantae; Streptophyta; Magnoliopsida; Poales; Poaceae. Gene Ontology annotation, molecular function: ADP binding. The transcript is spliced from 4 exons. Gene Ontology annotation, biological process: defense response to other organism.
ACCACCCGAAUCCCAUUCCCGCUAGCAGCUGCGCUUCCACCACUGCUCCGGCGAGGCUCGGCGGCCGGCUGAGUGCAAAAGAUGGAGGUGGCCCUCGGCUUGGCAACGUCGCUCCUCGGCAAGGUUUUGACGACGCUGUCGGACGGCCUGGUGGCGGCGUAUGUGGACAGCCUCCAGCUCGGCCACAACUCCGACCAGAUCAGGGACAAGCUGCUGCACACGCAAGGCCUGCUGCACCUGCACAACGCCCAGGGCCAGGGGAGCCACGUCGGCCACAAACCUGGCCUGCAGCCCUUGCUGGAGAAGCUGAGCAGGGACGCCGACCAGGCAGAGGACUUGCUCGAUGAGGUUCACUACUUCCAGAUCCAUGACAAGCUACACGGCACCAACUACGCCACCACCCAAGAGGCCGGCCAUGAUCUGGACAGCCUUGUCCGCCAUCAAGCUCUCCACGCUGGCAGCGCUCUUCGCCACACCCUAAGCAGCUUGGUACAGUGCUUUUCUUGCUCCCCUACACCCAAGAGGAAUGGUGGUGAUGAAUAUGAUGCUGCUGUUCUUGCCGGUGCACCACGCCGCGUCACCAAUACCCUAGGCACCUUGCUCCACUGCUUUUCUUGCUCUUGUACACCCAAGAGCAAGAGGAAUGGUGGUGAUGAUGAUGCUCCUGCUGCUGCUGUUGCCGGCGUCCGUGGUGAUGCUUCUGCUGUUGCUGCUGUUGCCGGCGUUGGUGGUGAUGCUUCUACUGCUGCUUGUGUUGCCGGCGUCACCAACUCCAACUCUGCUAGUCCUGAUGAUGGUCAUGCGCUGCAUUUCGACCGAGUGUCCAUGUCUAGAGAAAUCAAGUCCGUGUUACAGGGCAUGCAGUCCCACUGUGAUUCCGUCUCCAAUUUGCUCAGCACUAUCCCAAGCAGCAGCACGACAAUAGUCCUAAAGCGGCCUCAGACUGCUUCCAUGAUUAUACAAGAUAGGUUGUAUGGCAGGACAGACAUUUUUGAGGAAACUGUCAACCGUAUCACCACCGUUACCGGUGCCACACGCACUCAGACUGUUUCUGUUCUUCCUAUAGUUGGUCCAGGGGGUAUUGGAAAGACAACUUUCGUCCGACAUCUGUAUAAUGAUGCAAGGACUAAAAACCACUUUGAUGUCCCAGUCUGGGUAUGCGUAUCCACUGAUUUCGAUGUGCUUAAGAUCACCAGGGAGAUCCUUGGCUGCAUACUUGCAGCUCAAGAAGGAGGAAGCAACAGCAGCGUUGCAAAUGAAACAACCAAUUUAAAUCAGCUUCAGAUAUCCAUAGCAGAACGUCUCAAGUCCAAGAGGUUUCUAAUUGUCUUGGAUGAUAUAUGGAAAUGUGACAGUGUGGGUCAGUGGAAAACCCUGUUAGCUCCGUUCACAAAGGGCGAAACCAAAGGAAGCGUGCUACUUGUCACGACUCGAUUCCCAAAGCUAGCAGAAAUGAUGGAAACUGUUAGUUUGGGUUCACUAAAACUAGCAGGUUUGGAGCCUAAUGACUUCCUCACAUUCUUUGAAGCAUGUGUAUUUGAUGAAGGCGACAAGCCUGAGCAUUAUGAAGAUGAGUUUGAUGGUAUUGCACGAAGAAUUGCAAACAAGCUAAAGGGUUCCCCGUUGGCAGCCAAAACAGUUGGUAGACUGUUGCAGAAGGACCUUUCUUGGGUACAUUGGAAUGGAGUUCUUGAAAAGCAUCAGUGGCUAAAGCAACAAGAUGAUGAUGAUAUCAUGCAAUCUUUGAAGAUCAGCUACGACUUCCUCCCCUUUUAUCUGCAGAAAUGCUUUUCCUAUUGUGGCCUUUUCCCAGAAGAUCAUAAGUUUACUUCUUCAGAAAUCAGCCAUUUCUGGGCUGCAAUAGGCAUCAUAUACUCUAAUCACCAAGACAAUAGCGAUUACUUGGAAGAACUAGUGGACAAUGGUUUUCUCAUGAAGAAAUUCGGUUGGCACGAGAAUGAGCAAGGUCCAUACUAUGUAAUGCAUGAUUUAAUGCAUGAGCUAUCUAGGAGUGUUUCUGCACAAGAAUGCCUCAAUAUAAGUGGCUUGGAUUUCAGAGCUGAUGCCAUCCCACAAUCUGUUCGACACUUAUCUAUCGACAUAGAAGACAGAUAUGAUGCAAAUUUUGAGGAAGAAAUGUGUAAACUAAGGGAGAGGAUAGACAUUGCUAAUCUGCGGACUUUGAUGAUUUUCAGAAGAUAUGAAGAAAGAAUCACCAAGAUUUUGGAAGAUAGCUUCAAGGAAAUAAAUAGUCUGCGUGUCCUAUUUAUAGUGGUGAAGUCUGCACAAUCUUUUCCAUAUAGGUUUUCAAAACUUAUCCAUCUCCAGUACCUCAAAAUUAGUUCACCUUACGGAGUCCAAGAAAUGAGUUUACCUAGUACACUAUCAAGAUUUUAUCACUUGAAAUUCUUGGACCUAGAUUGUUGGUGUGGUCGUUCUGAUUUGCCUGAAGACUUUAGCCACCUUGAGAAUUUACAUGAUUUCCAUGCUAGAAGUAAACUCCACUCUAAUAUUCGCAAUGUCGGAAAGAUGAAGCAUCUGCAGGAGCUGAAAGAAUUCCAUGUCAGGAAAGGGAGCAUGGGAUUUGAACUGACAGAACUUGGGGCAUUGACACAGCUUGAAGGAGGGCUGAUUAUACAUGGUCUUGAACACGUGGCAACCAAGGAGGAAGCUACCGCAGCCAAACUGAUGUUAAAAAGGAAUCUGAAGGAGUUGGGGUUACUCUGGGGCAGGGAUCGACCAACUACAGAUGCUGAUAUUCCUGAUGCUCUUCAACCACACUCUAAACUUAGAGUACUUACAAUUGCAAAUCAUGGUGGUGACGUUGGUCCUAGUUGGCUGUGUCUUGACAUCUGGUUAACAAGUUUAGAGACUCUCACUCUAGAAGGCGUAUAUUGGAGAACCCUCCCACCUUUUGCGAAGCUACCAAAUCUCAAGGUACUCGCUUUAAGGAGAAUCUAUGGAAUGUUACAGUUUGGGCCUUGCUGUGGUGGCGCUUCAGGCAAAUGUUUUAUGCGCUUGAAGGAAGUUCAGUUUUAUGAUAUGCCAGAACUUGUUGAAUGGGUUGUGGAACCUAAUUGCUGUUCCUUUGCAAGUCUUGAAAAAAUAGAAUGCACUGAUUGUCCGAAUCUCCGUAUGUUGCCCUUCUCGGAGGCAUGUUGCACCAAUUUGCGUAUAUUUAAAGUUUCUGGGUGCCCCAGGAUGUCUCUGCCCUCCAUGCCUCACACCUCCACACUGACAGAUUUGUUUGUUGAAACAUCAUAUUCAGAAACGUUGUUUUCUUAUGAUGGAAAGAGAUUGGCUGUUACAGGGUAUGGUGGAGCUUUGGCCUCCCACAAUCUGGAUAAAGUAGAAGACAUGGAUAUUGCAAAUACAUCGCGCAUAUCAUUGUCAGACAUUGAAAAGUUGAAAUCCCUAACAGAGCUAACUGUCGGAAGAUGCGACGGUUUGUUCCCUCAAGAGCUGGAUGGCAGUAUUGUCUUGCGUUCGGUUAAGAGUCUCACAUUAGAUGUAUCUCAUCUUACCAGCAGCAAAUCAUCAUCUUCAAAAGUGUUAAACUGUUUCCCUGCUCUUUCUGUGUUGGAGAUAGUUGAAGACGGAAACCAUGACUAUGAGCAAUGUGUAAUGCAGCUCCCAUCAUCCAGCUCACUGCAGAAACUUACCUUUUCACACUGUAAGUGCCUGGUUCUUGUGCCUGUGGAGAAGGAGAAUGGAGGAGGAAUUCAGGAGGACAAAUCAUUGCUCCAAUCAUUAACAAUAUCUGACUGUGGCAAAUUGUUCAGUCGGUGGCCAAUGGGAAUGGGAGAAUCAGAGACCAUUUGCCCUUUCCCUGCUUCCCUGAGAAAACUUGUUGUUGAGGAAGAGCCAAGCAUGAGGUCAAUGGCUCUGCUCUCAAACCUCACGUCUCUCACCACUCUAAGGCUAGAGGUGUGCACAAAUUUAACAGCGGACGGAUUCAAUCCUCUCAUCGCAGUGAACCUCAAAGAACUGCAAGUGCGUUGGUGCAACACCUCUACCUUAGCAGCAGAUCUGCUUUCAGAGGUGGCCGAAUUAUUGCCUGUUGAAAGUUACAUCUCUAGAUUGGAGGUACUCGUCGUGGAAGACAUAUCUGGAUUGCUUGUUGCUCCUAUUUGCAACCUCCUCGCCCCGGCCCUCCACACACUUGAAGUCUGGUCUGAUUGGGGGACGGAAAGCUUCACGGAAGAGCAAGAGAUAGCGCUGCAGCUCCUCACCUCCCUCCAGACACUAAGUUUUUACUCCUGAAAGGGUCUCCGGCCGGUUCCUUCCUCAAGGGUUACAUCGCCUUUCCUCUCUCGAGGUGUUACGCGUGUCCAAAUAUCCGGUGAUGCCCGAGGGCAUCCCGGUUUCGCUGAGAAAACUACAGAUGGAUGGUCGCAUCGCUGAGAUUAACGAGCAAAUUAAGGAAAUCAAAAGAACCAACCCAGAUUUAUCCGUAACUAGACCCAAGGCUUCUGUCGUUCCCUAUGUAUGUGAAAUAAAAAAGGGGCGUUUGAGACAUGACUCACUCACUUGGUACCGAUAACAACAAGACUCGAAUCAUAGGUGCAACAACUGAUCGAGGCUGGAAUCAUGGAAUUGUCAGGCUUGUGCUCCUCUUUCGCAUGAAGCAGCAGGACUGAUCGCAGCAAGGAAUAGAGAGGAAUUAAACGUCAUGGUUCUGCUAAUGCCCGAGGACCGUAAAAAUAUAUAUUCCCUGCCAGCUCUGAGUCUGAGGCCACGACCGUAGUGUGCAUCUUCGGCCUCAUCAUCACAGAUCCUGCUGGUUAGUUGCUCCAUGGUGCUUCAGCCUUCAGGUGACUCCGGCGGACGUGACCAAUAAUUAGUACCAUUGUGCUGUGGCGCCCAAGGAAAGGAAGAAUAACAACUCUCCAAUGGCCAUCUAAUUUCUCCAUGCUGAAGUGAAAUCGGAGCAUCUGAUUUUUACUUUAUCAUCUGGUGUUUAUAGAGCAAAAGGGGUGUAUAUAUCAUUACUAAGAGUGAAACAGCUGGUUUUACAGCUCCUGUUUGUGUUCUGAAACUUCUCCCAGCAAAGCCAGAAGAGCAAAAACUGCAUGCAAAAUUGCAAAUGCAACAAACAGGCAGGUAAAAAAAAGCACAUCUCAUUACAGCUCAGUCAUGUAAAGGCCAUCAUGUAUAUAUAUCAGCAUCAUGUAUAUAUAUUCACCUGAUUUUGUAUGCAUGUCAUUUAUAAGAGGUUCAUUCAGAACCCCGUGUGUGUUCUAAUUGGUUCAUUGUUUCCUCGA